Eptesicus fuscus (big brown bat) is the source of this 868-nucleotide messenger RNA. RefSeq names its product putative N-acetyltransferase 8B. The transcript has a single exon. Lineage: Eukaryota; Metazoa; Chordata; Mammalia; Chiroptera; Vespertilionidae. The coding region runs from base 1 to 705 and encodes 234 amino acids. Gene Ontology annotation, molecular function: N-acetyltransferase activity. The record is from RefSeq and is a predicted model, not a curated record.
AUGGCUCCUUAUCACAUCCGCAAAUACCAGGAGAGCGACCGCCCGCGGGUCCUGGACUUGUUCUCGAAGGGCGCAGCCGAGCACGCCCCCACCACCUUCCGCCACAUCCUGAAGCUGCCACAAACUCUUGCGCUCUUGCUUGGGGGGCCCCUCGCCCUGUUUCUGGUCUCUGGGUCCUGGCUUCUGGCCCUGGUGGCCGGCCUCACCCUCCUGGCUGCCCUGAGGUUCCUGGCCAAAUACCCCUGGACCCAGUACGUGUCCAGCUGUUUGCGCACAGACAUGUGUGACAUCAGCAAGUCCUACCUGAGCGAGCCAGGCUCCUGCUUCUGGGUGGCCGAGUGUGAGGGGCAGGUGGUGGGCACGGUGGGAGCUCUGCCCGUUGGGGAGCCCCCCCUGCGGAGGGAGCAGUUGGAGCUGCUUCACUUAAGCGUGGCCUGGGAGCACCGGGGCCAGGGGGUAGCGAAGGCCCUGGUCAGGACCGUCCUGCGGUUUGCGCGGGACCAGGGCUGCAGUGAGGUUGUCCUCAGCACCAGCAUGCUGCAGCACUCCGCCCUGGCCCUCUACCAGCGCCUCGGCUUCCGCAAGACCGGCCAGCACUUCUUUGCCAAAAGCUGGGAGCUAAUUGCUGUUCCUGCAUUUCAAUUAACCUACCGGCUCCCCUCCGCUCAGGUCUCUCAGGCGCCAGGGCAGAGACAGGGCCUGUGAUCUGUGUCCUGGUGGACUAGUCAGGACAGUUCAGGCUCUGCCGCAGUAACAAGCUCACCCUGAGCCUCCCUGUGACAGCUCAGUAAAGCUUCUGUUUGUUAACGUCAGAGCCCCACGGGGAUGCUGGUGGUUCGGCUCCAUUUAGUCUUUUUCAGAUGCCACU